Molecule: messenger RNA, 1077 nt
Organism: Trifolium pratense (red clover)
Lineage: Eukaryota; Viridiplantae; Streptophyta; Magnoliopsida; Fabales; Fabaceae
Exons: 2
Coding region: 1-1077 (358 amino acids)
Source: RefSeq, a predicted model, not a curated record
AUGUCUUCCAUUCUCCCAAAUCCUGACCCAGGAUUCAAUGUGGUUGUCACCAAAGAAGAGUUCAACCUGUUUUACAGUGUUGACAGAAAACUCUUCAUUCGUUUGGUGAAGUACCUCGGUCGCGAGACCUCGUUAGCCAUCAAUAUAAUGGCCUUCUUCAUGUGGAUGGAGAGGAAAAGCAAUGAUAUGAAUUUGAUUCAAACGCUUCUUCAUCAUUGGACAGAUAUUAUGCUAUCCAAUCUUGCUAAUGAGUGUGCUAUUGUCCUUGAUUGCGUAGAGUUUUCGCGCUUUCCUCUUGUUUUAUCACCUGAACACAUUUUACCAUCAAUCCAAUACAUCUUGCGUCGCAAUGAUUUAACGCUAAAGUUUUUCCAGGAGCGACGCUUAGAAAUAAUCACAGAAGUCACUAAGCUCAUCAAUGAUGUUUGUAUCAGAGCUUUUUCUGAUAUUGUUGAAAAAUUGCACCAUGGCAUGGACAAGAGACAUUAUUUUGGCCGUGUUUUGGGAGGUGCUGCUGCUAGUGAUCGUGUUCCUCCUCCUCACAUGCUAAUGCAACCACAAAUGGCUUAUUUUGAUCCUAAUGGUGUUCCAAUGGUUGUGCCUGCUGCAACACAAUUAAAUGAAUUAGGAGGAAAUUAUGGUUAUAAUGGCCAGCAAGAUAUGAAUCAGAUUAUGGCCAACUUAAGUUUGGAUGAUAUUUAUGCUGCUGAUACUGGUAUUGUUACUCCAACCGAUUAUAAUGAGAAGAAGAUUGAGAUGAGGCCUAUUGAUGAUAGGACUCUCUUCCUGACAUUUUCCAAAGGUUAUCCUAUUUCUGAGAAUGAACUUAGAGAAUUCUUCACAAGGCAAUUUGGGGAUAUCAUUGAAAUGCUGGUCAUGCAAGAAACAACUCCACCAGAGCAGUCACUAUAUGCUCGUCUUGUGGUUCGUGAUGAAGCUAUGGAUGAUAUUGACCAAUUUCUUGAAUAUAAGCUAACAAUGAAAUUCGCCAUCAAUGGAAAACAUGUCUGGGCAAGAAAGUUUGUUCGCAAGUUUUCAUCACCAUUUGAAGUUGGAACAUCUAGGGUUUUUCCAUGA